Messenger RNA from Auxenochlorella protothecoides, 519 nucleotides. Its product is annotated as Peptidyl-prolyl cis-trans isomerase CYP18-4. The record is from RefSeq and is a predicted model, not a curated record. NCBI's taxonomy places the organism in Eukaryota, Viridiplantae, Chlorophyta, Trebouxiophyceae, Chlorellales, Chlorellaceae. The transcript is spliced from 5 exons. Gene Ontology annotation, molecular function: peptidyl-prolyl cis-trans isomerase activity. Gene Ontology annotation, biological process: protein peptidyl-prolyl isomerization; protein folding. The coding region runs from base 1 to 519 and encodes 172 amino acids.
AUGUCUAAGCCAGUCGUGUUCUUCGAUGUCAGCGCGGGCAGCACUCCCUUGGGAAGGAUCGAGAUGGAGCUGAGGGCCGAUGUCGUGCCCAAGACCGCGGAGAACUUCCGUGCCCUGUGUACCGGCGAGAAGGGCACGGGCCGCUCUGGCAAGCCCCUGCACUUCAAGGGCUCCACCUUCCACCGCGUCAUCCCCGGAUUCAUGUGCCAGGGUGGCGACUUCACCGCCGGAAACGGCACUGGCGGCGAGUCCAUCUACGGCGCCAAGUUCAACGACGAGAACUUCAAGCUGACGCACACCGGCCCCGGCAUCCUGUCCAUGGCCAACGCCGGCCCCAACACCAACGGCUCCCAGUUCUUCCUCUGCACCGCCGCCACCGCCUGGCUGGACGGCAAGCACGUCGUGUUUGGCUCCGUGACCAAGGGCCUUGACGUGGUUAAGAAGAUCGAGUCCUACGGCUCUGGCUCCGGCGCCACCAAGCAGGUCAUCCGCAUCACCGACUGCGGCCAGCUGGCCUGA